Messenger RNA from Arabidopsis arenosa, 1758 nucleotides. NCBI's taxonomy places the organism in Eukaryota, Viridiplantae, Streptophyta, Magnoliopsida, Brassicales, Brassicaceae. The record is from the annotation of a GenBank genome assembly.
GUAAUACACAUUUCUUUUGUGUUGAUGGCUUUAUAUUAGGGAAUCUAGUGAGAUAUACAAAAGGCUGUUCACUUUUUUUCUUUUGUGUCCUUGAGGAAAGGAUCGAUCUUCCAUCGAUGGAGUCGCAAAUACUUGGCGGGCAAGUAAGGUUCAAACCUGAAAGAGAUUAUUUCCAUGGAUACUUGGUCGGGCCUUCUCGUAGGGAUAAAGUGCCGUAUGAUUAUGAAGCCGUUGAAUGGGAGAAAUCGUUAGCUGUUCUGUGGGUAAACGAGACAACAGGUGAUUAUGUCGUUGCUUGGACUUUUAUGCAGCGUUACUUGUUCUCAUACAAGAAAGGAGAUGGUUUUUGGCGAGAUUUGAAUUCUAAUGGAAAAAGUUUGGUUUUGUUUGAUAUGGCUUGUGAGAACAGUAUGCUUUAUCUGUUGACAAAUGAUCAUCGCAUCAAGAUUUUCUAUAUCUCUGGAGAUUUUUUCACAGGAGAACAAAACCGGUAUUUGGGUAGUCCGUUUAACUUCGUUGCGCAACCGUGGGAAUAUAUUUGGAAGAGGAAACUAGCGAUUCGGAGAUCAGGAGAGGUACUGAUAGUCUUAAGCUUGAAACACAAAGUGAAAAAGGAAGAGAAACUUUUGUUUUACAUCUUUAAGAUGAAUCUUGAGAGUUGCAAGUGGGAAAGAGUUUAUUCUAUUGGAGAUGAGAUGUUGAGUUUUGGUCGUGGGGUUACAGUACCUCUUGCUCUUAAAGAUCUUGGUGAUGGAAUCAAGAGUGAUUCAAUCUAUUUUGUCGACGAAGAUGUUUGGCCAGAUCAUAAAGAUCAUGAUCACCGUGUUUCAAAUUGCGGUGUCUUCGAUAUUGCCACAACGAUGGACACAACUAGAAAUGGCGAUUGGUCCAAGCUUUGUCCCGAUCUUUUGCGCAAGAUCUUCAAAAUCUUGAAGAGCCCUGUUGAUUCUCACCGAGCAAAAACCGUUUGCUCAAAUUGGUAUUCCGUUUGGAAAACAUGCUCGAACAAGCCUCGAUGUCCAUCGUGGAUCAUACACCAAGGUGAUUCUACGACCAAACAAAGCAAAAGAAAAGUCGCCGGAAUCUCAAAGACAAGCUAUUGUAUAGCUAGCUCCGGAAAUUGGGUUUUGAUGGUUGAUCGUCGUCUCAAAUUCUAUAUUCAUAACUUGUUGACGAAGGAAAGGAUCAAUCUUACAUCAAUGGAGUUGAAGAUACGUGGCGAUAAAGUAAGCUUCAAAGGAGGAAGCAAAAGUUCAGAGUAUGGAUAUAUGGUCGGACCUUCUGGUAAGGAUUACGUGUCGUAUGACGAGCCAGAUUAUUAUUGGAAAAACUCAUUAGCUGUUUUGUGGAUAAACGAGACAACAAGAGAUUAUGUUGUUGCUUGGACAUUCAAACAAAAGUACUUGUUCUCACACAAGAAAGGAACUGGUUUUUGGUGUAAUAUGAAUCUCAAUGGAAAAGGUUUGGAUGUUUUGGAUAUGGCUUGUGAGAAGAGUAAGCUUUAUCUCUUCACAAGUGAUUAUCACAUCAAGAGUUUUUAUUUCUAUGGAACUAAGUACAUUGAAUUUGAAAGUGGAAAUAUGCAACAGAUUAUAUCUUAAGUAUGCUGAAAGUAGUAACACUCAAAAUCUUCUUCUAACUCUAAUACCAUUUGCUAGAUAUGCGGAAAGUGGAACAGACGAACCUAUGUUGGGCAGCAUCGCACAUCGGGACAUCCCAUGUCUAUCGAUGAUGCAAGAAUAAAAAUCUCUAUCCAUU